Histoplasma capsulatum G186AR is the source of this 1203-nucleotide messenger RNA. RefSeq lists its product as uncharacterized. Lineage: Eukaryota; Fungi; Ascomycota; Eurotiomycetes; Onygenales; Ajellomycetaceae. The record is from RefSeq and is a predicted model, not a curated record. Bases 1 to 1203 code for a protein of 400 amino acids. The transcript has a single exon.
AUGUCGGUAGACUCUCGUGGUUCGGGAGGCUAUGAUUCUGAUCGUAGUAGUGAGACGAUUGGAAAUGAAGAAACACAGGUUGGGCUAUGGCAACGGCAGGACCGUUUGUCACUGAAGCUCGAAAGUGCGGGCAUACAAGCAGCGGAAUUGCAGGAACCGCGGAAUCUAAUUGCGCAAAGCACGCAAUAUCACCCAAAGCCCCUCAAACAGACUCUCUCUGAAGAUCCGAAGCAAUCAGCAGGCGAGCCGGAUGAGGUUGAAUUUCCCCAGAAAACACCCACUCCACGAGAUCAUAGAUCAGAAGGGGACAGUGAUUCCACCGCUCCUGAGGAUGAAGAGCUGCCUCCUCGAAUUCCUGGGCCCCUAGAAAAACAACUUUCAUCCCUAAUGUCCAAAAUUAUCUUUAUUGAGCAAGGAAACCCAACCAUAUCCGUUUCACAGGAAGAAUAUGAAGCCUUGGGGGAAAGGGUCAAAAUCCUGGAGGCAGAGAAAGCCGCAACAGCUAAACGACAUGAAGCUAUUUUCGCAAUUCGAGACGAAGAUGUCGCGAACCUCAGGAAAGUCCGUGUCUUACUAGCAGAAGAACGCCGCGAGCAUGCUGCAUUCCGAAAGCUGCGCGACGACGAUUUACAUAACGUCAUUGUGCUGCGUGGUAAACUCUGUGAGGCAAUACGUAAGAUAGAGAGAUUAGAAAGAGCCGGUGGACAAGGACAACUGACACCCCCCCGACGACCCAAGAGCAGCAUCUCGAUUGAGCGACGAGAUACAUCAGACCUAUUCCAAGCUGCGAAGAACGCAGCCCUGGAGCAGCGGGCGCUCGAGCUUGAAAAAGCAAAUGAAGAUCUCAUGGGCCAACUCGUCGCUGCAACUCAGAAUACCGCAUUCCGCGCCACGACGGACAAAGCAUGGCGUACUGCAGUUGAUGAGCUGGAAAGCAAACUACGGCAAAAGGAGGAAGAACUGGCUGAAGUGCGGCGCUCGUCUGUGGCGUCUACCGGUAUGGGUUGGAAUAAGAUGGAGGCACUCCUUGAUGAGCAUGGAAUGUUCCGUGAAAAAACGGCGCAGAGAUUGCAGCAGCUUCGGUCAGAGAAUGAGGCACUGCAUCGGGAGCUGCAUAGAAUGGAGGAUGAGAAUGUGAGCCUAGAAUUGAGAUUGAAGAAUUUGCAACGCACUUCAAAUGCGGGCAUGUUACCGGGAUGGUGA